Molecule: messenger RNA, 2478 nt
Organism: Nerophis ophidion (straightnose pipefish)
Lineage: Eukaryota; Metazoa; Chordata; Actinopteri; Syngnathiformes; Syngnathidae
Gene: chic2
Product: cysteine-rich hydrophobic domain 2
Exons: 6
Coding region: 190-711 (173 amino acids)
Source: RefSeq, a predicted model, not a curated record
AAAGUGAGGCCGCGCUUCCGGUGUCAUGUGGCGACGGCCGCGGAUGUUGAUGUUGAUGUUCGCCGCUGUAGAAGAUGUGAACUUCCAUCUCGCUUUCUUCUCUCCUGGCGCCUUCUCCUUCUCCGUCGGGGCAGGCGUGCUUGCUUGCAUCCCCGGGCGGCGCCGUGUCUCUCCCGCGGAGCAGCGCGGAUGAUGGAGGACUUUGACGAGAUCUACGAGGAAGAGGAGGAGGAGGACGAAGAGGAGGAGGACGAGGACAGGGCCGCGGAGGAGCAACUCCUCAAGUACGCCCCGGACCCGGUGGUAGUGCGAGGCUGCGGCUACGUCACCGUGUUUGGCCUCAGUAACAAGUUUGAAUGGGAAUUCCCUUCAGCACUCACAGGCAAGGUGGCACCAGAAGAGUUCAGAGCGAGCAUCAACCGAGUGAACAGUUGUCUUAGAAAGACGCUGCCGGUGAACGUGAGAUGGCUGUUGUGUGGCUGCCUGUGCUGCUGCUGCACGCUGGGCUUCAGUCUGUGGCCUGUCAUCUGCUUCAGCAAGAGGACAAGAAAAUCUAUAGAGAAGCUUCUGGAGUGGGAGAACUGCAGACUUUACCACAAGUUGUGUUUGCACUGGACACUGAGCAAAAGGAAGUGCGAAUCCAACAACAUGAUGGAAUAUGUGAUCCUAAUAGAGUUCCUCCCCAAGAUCCCCAUCAACAGACCCGACUAACUCAAUGAUCUCAAGUUGGUGUCUACAGACCCGACGAGCCCAUCUGAUCUCAAGAUGGCGUCUACAGACCCGACGAGCCCAUCUGAUCUCAAGAUGGCAUCUACAGACCCGACGAGCCUAUCUGAUCUCAAGAUGGCGUCUACAGACCUGACGAGCCCAUCUGAUCUCAAGAUGGAGUCUACAGACCUGACUAGCCCAUCUGAUCUCAAGAUGGCGUCUACAGACUCGACGAGCCCAUCUGAUCUCAAGAUGGAGUCUACAGACCCGACGAGCCCGUCUGAUCUCAAGAGGGCGUCUACAGCCCGGGCUAGUCCAUCUGUUUUCAAGACGGCGUCUACAGGCCCCACUAGCCCAUCUGUUUUCAAGACUGCGUCUACAGGCCCGACUAGCGCAUCUGAUCUCAAAGAAGGUGUCUACAGACCCGUCAAGCCCAUCUGAUCUUAAAGAAGGCGUCUACAGACCCGACAAGCCCAUCUGAUCUCAAAAAAGUCAUCUACAGACCCGACAAGCCCUUCUGAUCUUAAAGAAGGCGUCUACAGACCCGACAAGCCCAUCUGAUCUCAAAGAAGUCAUCUACAGACCCGACAAACCCUUCUGAUCUCAAAGAAGGCGUCUACAGACUCGACUAACCCAUCUGAUCUCAAGACUGAGUCUACAGACGCGACUAGCCCAUCUGCUUUUAAGACGGCGUCUACAGACCCAACUAGCCCAUCUGAUCUUAAGACGGCGUCUACAGACCCGACUAGCCCAUCUGAUCUUAAGACGGCGUCUACAGACCCGACUAGCCCAUCUGAUCUCAAGACAGCGUCUACAGACCCGACUAGGCCAUCUGAUCUCAAGACGGCGUCUACAGACCCGACUAGGCCAUCUGAUCUCAAGACGGCGUCUAUAGACCCGACUAGGCCAUCUGAUCUCAAGACUGAGUCUACAGACGCGACCAGCCCAUCUACUUUUAAGACGGCGUGUACAGACCCGAAUAGGGCGUCUGAUCUCAAGACAGCAUCUCACCUGAGUCACUCUAAAGGUUGACAGGGUAAAACUUCCACCCUCUUUUUCUUUUGGACCACUUGUCCCGCCAUGACCAGACUGUUUUGGAGCAGGGAAUCAGACCCAACGUUGCUGCAGAGUCAUGGUGACAAGAAGCCUGACUCAGCGACCGUCAAACCACCAAAUACACCCCAGUGCUUUUUUCUCUGUUUCUGGAACAGGCGACUGUGGGGGACGACUAAAUCAUUUUGGAAAAGGGGACUGUGGAGGACGACUAAAUCAUUUUGGAACAGGCGAUUGUGAAGGACUAUUAAGAGUGUAGCAGCACAGUCAGUGUGCAUUAGGAGACAAUCAGUGGUGUUGCGGUCACCAUGGCAACAUGUUUGUUUUGUUUUGUGUGACGUCACCUUUCUUUUCUAACUAAGUGUGGUCUUGUCUGUCUGGUGGAGUCACACCACAUUCUUGUCUUUCUGAAGGGGUGUGGCUCACAUGACUCAAGGUCACUCAAAGUCACCUUUCAUCUUCACCACAUGGGGGCAAUUCUCUUUCCUCACUUCUGAACUCCUGUUUCCAUGCCAGUGUUAUAGUGAGCAGAAUAAUCUGCCACCUUUCCACCGCUAACUACUGUAAAUUCCGGACUAUCAGUCACUACUUUUUUCCUAUGCUUUGAACCCUGCGGCUUAUAAAACGGUGCGACUACUUAAUGUUUUUUUUUUUGUUUUUUUUUGCUGACGGCCGUGAUACAAAUAGUUUAAAAAUAAACAAAUCAGACACUGAGAA